Messenger RNA from Suillus clintonianus, 1378 nucleotides. RefSeq lists its product as uncharacterized. Lineage: Eukaryota; Fungi; Basidiomycota; Agaricomycetes; Boletales; Suillaceae. The coding region runs from base 69 to 1256 and encodes 395 amino acids. The transcript has a single exon. The record is from RefSeq and is a predicted model, not a curated record.
CAAGGUUCAAAGUCUUCCCUAUCCAGACCAUAUACAAGGAAGACAGUCGUUCCUUCUUGUGUGUAACAAUGCAGCAACAUACGAAAGGUGCCAUGAUCGAGAUGAGCGAUAAAUUCUCACUCGUCGAAACCAGUCAGGAUCCCAUAAUUUCACCUUCACCUCGUCUACCAGCCGAGAUCCUGUCUCUGAUCCUGUCUAGGAUUUUACCCUCGUCGGUCAAAUUAUGGACUACCCACUUGUUGAGGGAUUUCAUACAUGUCCUGCUCAGCUGCUGUCUUGUAUCAAAAGCCUGGUGCGGGCCUGCAAGGGAAAUGCUGUAUAAAUCUAUUCGACUGUCUCAGCUCGAAUCCCUUUACCUACUUCUGCGCACCGUGCGCAGCGAGAGCUUCGGUGGCCAUUGCCCUGCUUUUGCCCUCCAUUUCAGGCCUUCGUUUCCGGAUUUCGCUCUCAUAAAGGAUAUCAGGAAAUUCGCGACACUCGCUGGAGAGAUUGUCGUCUGCUGCCCGAAACUUCUUUUCCUGACAGGAGAUUGUGGUCUCCUGGACUUCACCAGCACCAUGUCCUAUCCUAGGUACCCAUUUUUGACGUACCUCAAAGUAUCUGAGCAGAACCUCAAAUUCCUUGCCCCUCUCCUACCUCAUCUAUGCAAUCUCAAGUCCUUCGAGAUGCUUCAGAGCUGCGGUGAUAGCGAUAUGCUGAACGAUUGCUUUGAGCCGCCUAGCUUCAAGCUUUCGAAAUUAUCGAUAUCUCGGACAAAAUUAUCUCCUGGCCUGUGCAAAUGGCUAUUCGCAUCCUCUUCCGAAAGUGUUGAGUCCUUGAAGGUGGAGGAAGUAGGCUCGAACCUGCAACACUUGAUUGAAGUCAUGGGAGGUUCUGUGAGGGAGCUUCACAUCAAGAGUAUGUUUCAUUACGAAACGAAGAGCGACCCAGAAUCUAUCAAAGUCAUAUCUGGGUUGGCAGGACUGCGAAGGCUUCGCAUUGACGGAUGGGAUUUCAAAACAGAACAUUUGCUCAAUUUACAAUCAUCAUUGGAGACAUUCGCGUUCUCACCCUAUGUCGCGCGUGUACGUGAACUCCGGACCCUGUUGCAGUCGGGUUGGCAGCCCUCCCUACAGUCACUGGACUUGCAUUUAGGGCCGUUCUCCAGUCUGGAGUCCUGGGGCGUGCUCGAGCGUGCCUCGCGGCAGUGGCAAGAUGAGCUGACGCAGACUUGUGCUGCUCGUGGUAUCCAGUUGAACGAGAUUUGUCCUACAUAAUACCUUGGCAAAUUGAUGUUUGAUAUUCCCCUCCUCCUUGUCUUUCUUAGUACGAUUCGGAUACGUCGUUUCUUUACUGAAUGUAACACCACAGUCGCGUGCAUGAACAGACUACCAUACGA